This is a messenger RNA of Stegodyphus dumicola, 5396 nucleotides long. RefSeq names its product oxidation resistance protein 1-like. Lineage: Eukaryota; Metazoa; Arthropoda; Arachnida; Araneae; Eresidae. Gene Ontology annotation, biological process: response to oxidative stress. Gene Ontology annotation, cellular component: nucleus. The record is from RefSeq and is a predicted model, not a curated record.
CAUAACAGAAGAUGGCAACCGUCGGCCGUCUCUGAAAAGCGGCCCGCACAAGAGCGGCUGUCAGCCGAGUCUAAAUUUUGUUCUACCCAAUUUUUUGUGGUCGCCGAGGAUUACACACCCCUUUCCAAUGUGUCGAUCGAGGAUAGACCCGCUUAUUUUUACUUCUUCGAUAGAAUCAGCGAUGGGUCCCUGAAAUGUCGACUCCCACGCGACAGAGGUCCCUGCGCGAGAGAAUUCAGUCAGCGUCUCGUGGAAUUGGCAUCUCGUGGCAGGGAAAGAAGUCAAAGAGCUACCACAGUAAAGAAUCGUUAACUGAAGCCCAGUCGAGCGAGAGUGAUUCGGCUACAACGCAGGACCAAGCAGAAACUCGUAGCACAGACCCGGACCAUCAGGUGCAAGCAGACACAGCGACGUCUGGAGAAACAGCUCCGGAAACUGCCUCUAAAGAUGAAGGACCAUCAGCAGUUGAAAAGAAAGCUCUCAGUCGGACAUUCACACAGCCUCAAGGAACAGAACAGUACAAGGUUGAAGCAAAUGACACUUUAGCAGGAAUUGCCGCCCGCUUCGAUACCACUCCAUCAGAGUUAGCCAAACUCAAUAGGCUUUCUGCCAGAAUUGUCUUUCCUGGGCAGUUACUCUUCGUCCCGGAGAAGAGAAAUCGUGCGCCAGAAGCUACAGAUAACCAAGAAACUACAGACAGUUUAGCACCUCCUCAGGAUGACCGAGAGCGAAGACCGAGUGUAACAGAUGCCUUGCGCAUUCCCUACAGGCGUCCUAGUGAGAGGUCGCACAGAUUCCUAAAGGUGAAAGCCAGGCAUUUCACCGAUGGCCAGGGAGUGGUGGCAGGUGUAUUGAUCAUUACGCCAAAUGCAGUGAUGUUCGACCCAAACGUAUCCGACCCUCUGGUCAUCGAGCAUGGGGUGGAGAGCUACGGAGUCAUUGCUCCAUUGGACAUGCUCAUGAGAGCCGCCAUCUAUUUCGACAUUGCUCACAUGAAAGUGCAGCACGCCUCCGUCGAUUCAGAAUCAAGGCCUAAGGCGGAUGUUUACUACGGAAGGAUGGACGAGGAAACCACUAAGGAAGAAGAGGAGAAGCAGAAGAUGGAGGAGGAGAAGAAGGUGGAACGCCCUAAUCGAUUCUCGCUAGAGGAAGCCCCUUCCAUCGAAAUCGAAGUCGCCCCCGCAGAGGAAGAAAAGCCCCCCAAAAAUAAGGGGAGUGAACUUCCGGCAACGGAGACUCAGCACGUGGCACAGACUUCCAAUGUGAAUGCGCCCGGACCAGCUUCAGGCGACUCCAUUGACAGUACAGAUGCCGAAGUGAGUGACGCUUUUGCGCUACCAAUUGAAACACAGGUCCAAGAAUCAACGGUGCCCUCAGAGAGUCGGCGGGAGCGGAUGUUGAAAAGGCUUUCUUACCCCAUGGAAUCGAUUACCUCCAUCUCGCGUAUCCUCACCUCCUCGCCCAAGUCCUUCGUUGACUUUUCGGGAUCCCUCUUCUCUGGCCGAGGAUCCGAGGAGGAAACCAAAGAGGAACAGUUGCCGGAAGGAACGGAGGAGAAAGGAACAGCAACCAUCGGAUACCAAAACCUGGUAGAGGAGAAACCGGAGAUCUUUGAGACGCUUGACAAGCUCCUUCAGAAAAAGCCUGGAGAAGAAGCGGAAGGCCCUCCUCUUUACCUUUGCCUGAGGAUGGGUAUUCCAAAAGAGCGUAAACCUCAAGCGUCACCGGUUCUGUCCUAUGGAAAGAAACGAGCAAGAUCAGAAUAUUGGUUUUCUAUACCACACAGCAGGGUGGAAGACUUGUAUAACUUCUUACAACAAUGGAUUCCAAGCCUUUAUGGUGACGUGGAUGAUGUAGAUCCAGACGAGGCCGGAUUCAUUCCCAUUGAUGAUUCCUUGCCAGAUGACGAAGAAGAGGAAGAACAGGGGGUUGAUGUGGAAGAAGGAGGCGAAAGAGAAGCUCCGAGGUCCUUCCUCAAGCUGGUGGAGGAACACUUUGGUUUCAAGAGUAUAAGUCCUGGUGACUGGGAGGUUCUGUCCUUGGGAGAAAUGGAAAAAAUUGACUUCUCUGAAAUGGAACUUCCACUUCCAGAUCUUUUGUCCUCAUCAGAUAUUCUUCAGGAACAACACAUUAAAGAGCUGUAUACACGGUUGCCUGCUCGAGCGAUUGGAUACCCUUGGACGCGCAUUUUCUCCACAUCCACUGAUGGAUUCCUGUUGAAAACUCUUUAUAGGAAGAUGAUGGAUAUCGACAGCCCGGUGCUUCUGGCCAUCGAAGACACAAAAGGAGCGAUAUUCGGCGCCUUGCUUUCAUCUCCCCUGAAACAGAGUGACAGUUUUUACGGAACGGGGGAAUCUUUCCUUUACACAUUCUAUCCAGUAUUCCAGAUUUUCAGUUGGACUGGUGAAAAUGAUUACUUCGUAAAGGGAAAUAUAGACAGCGUUUCCAUUGGAGCUUCUGAGGGUCAUUUUGGUUUGUGGCUAGACGGCGAUCUCUACCGUGGCAGAAGCGUCCGGUGCCAGACUUACAACAACGAACCUCUGGCAUCUGAUGAAGAUUUCGUCGUCAAAACCCUCGAAGCCUGGGGAUUCGCCUAGACUAGAUCUAGACUGUGUGCCUCUCUAGAAUGUAGAUCCGUCACCGCCGUAGACGUUUUCCCCAGCUGGUGCUUUCCUUCUCGAGCUCGCCCCCGCCUCCGGAGGACUCUUAAUGUGCUCGGAGACCAAAUCCCUGAAGCACUGGCACUCCCCUCAAAUUCUUCCCAUCUACCGCGCGGAACAUUCCAAACCGCUCGCCAUUAACUACAUACUAGUUCUAGUCGGCGUCGCCAGACGUCGUUAGUAUUGCAGGAUGCUUUUCGAGAGACCUCAAGUCGUCGGUCGAACGCCCCCGCUUCGGUUUUAUCAAGAACUAAGGAAGAACAUUGUUUCAUACUCGACGUCCCUUGUGACCUUCGUUGGAAAAGUCCACAUGUUGAAACUAGUUGGCUAAAGUUUAACAGCUGUUUAAGUUUGCGUCUAAGAACUGGAAUUUCUUGAAGGUAUAGGAUGUAAGGAUACAUAUAUCAAAUUUAUUAUCAAUCUGGCGUCCGCAGAAACUAUUAUCAAGCAGCAAGAGUGAGUUGGAAUGCUUAUUUUUUAGAAAUAGAGAGCCCUGUGGUGAAAUGUUGUAGAGCGGAGAGUUAAAAGCAUUAACCAUUCGAGGGAGAAACACAAUUGAAUCGUGAAGGAAAAUUUAUUUAUUUAUUCUGGAAAUUUCUGGAUUUUUAUUCGCCAUGUUCAUGAAAUUCAAAGUUUAGUUUUUCUACUAACUGGAUGUCGAGACGGGGAGCAUUCAUCGGCGAGAUAAAAGGUAUAAUCCAAACCUCCAAGUACAACGAUGAGCGAAUUUCUCCCAAAUUGAGCUCCGACUUCCGCCGUCCCAUCUGCGUUUCUAUGACCAUUGCUGCCCACUUUGGAAAAAAAAAAGGUUGGGAAUGCAGAUCGGCUGGUGUGAGGCGUCUUUCGAGUCCCUUUGUCGACCCUUUUUUUUCUCUAGGGCCGACGCGACAAGAAUCGUCUUCCAAUCAGAGUUUAGACUCGACGGCGACGCCCCUCAUAUACACCUGGUGACUCUUCACUCGAUGCUCGACCAAUCUCAACUGCAGAGAACGACAAGAGGACCAUUUUUUAUGAGCUAUCCUCUAGGUUUAUUUCCUUAACGUUAACUACAAGGGGACAGUAAAAUGUACCCCUUUUUAACUUUUAAAGGGUUUUUAUCGAUGUUUUGCGACUUGAAAGUUGCAUUCUUCUUCUAGUUAGGUAGAUUUUUUAUGAAACCGGUUUUUCGAAUAAUCUUUUUCAUAAUGAAAGAGAGCAAGAUUCCGAGUUUUUAAUCUUUCCAGUUUUAUUUUAUAAAUAGGAGGUUUAUAGUAACUGAGUUAGUAACAAAACUUUAGGACUCAAAUAUUUACAUUUUAUCAUUUUUCAAACCAAAUAAGUACUUACACCGACAAAACCGUAAAGUUUAAUCAAAAUAUGUUUCAUUAACAAUUUCUUAGAGGAUUUAAAUGAACUGACAUAUUGAACUCAUUUAAUUCUUUGCAGUUUGACCUAGCCCGUUUGACCAAUUCAUCAGAUCAGCACGAAUACAAAUUUCUGCGAUUUGAAUAGCAGGUUCUGACUCCUGUUAUUAGGAGUUGAAAAAUCCCAUCGAGUGAGGGUCACCCUUUGCUACAAAUAAAGUCAUUUUUACUCCCAACUACUUAUUUUUGUACGUACUUCUUCCCGGAAUCCUAGUAGGAAGCGACGUUCACCCCAACGACCGGAGUAGAUGCGCCAUUGAUGUUUUAAAAAUGCAGAGCUACUUAUGUACAUGUCUCGAAUCGCCUUUCAAACUUUGGAUUUGCUUGCUCUGUUAAAGGAAUUCUAAUUUCAAAUGUAGUUCUGAAUCUCUGUAUAGGACAACAUUAAGAUAAAUCCACCUGGUGAAUGUUUCUUCAACUUCAGUUUGUUGUACUAGACUACCUGAAUGUUGGUGACCAAACUAGAGCUAGGAAGAAGUUCAAUAAAAUUUUACCUUUCGUGCAUUAAUACAUUUGAGUUGCUGUAAACAGUGUAGAAAGUAAUUUGUAAUUCUGAAAGUAUACAAAAUUCAAAGCUUAUUUGUUUUUUGAUUCACGAAAUAAUUAGUAUUAAGGUCUUAAAAUGAUUAAACUUAUUAAUUUUAUUUGUUACUUUCUUAACGGUAAAGCUUUUUUAUGGUUAAUUUUGCAUUUAGAUAUAUGACUGUAAUUUGUGAUUCUGAAAGUAUACAAAAUUCAAAGCUUUUUCUUUUUUUUUUUUCAUUCACGAAAUAAUUAGUUUAAGGUCUUAAGAUGAUUAAACUUAUUAAUUUUGUUUGGUACUUUCUUAACGGUAAAGCUUUUUUAUGGUUAAUUCUGCAUUUAGAUAUAUGACUGCACUUUAAUAAUCAAAUAUUAACUACAUUCUUAUAGAAAUGAAGUAAAAACUUACUUUAAUUAAUAAAGACAUUUCUUAACGUGUUUAAAUUGAUAUCUUAAAAAUGGUUCUAUAAUAAUAAUGCCUAAGUAGUUUUGGAGCUAUAAGAAUGCAAUUCUAAUCUCCAUUAAUAAAAACUCUCCGCUAUCUCUGCUAUUAUUAUUGAAACAAGAUUAAAGAAAGAAAAAUUUGCGCAAUAAACAAAACGCGAUUUACGUAUCUGAUUUUAAAUUAAAGCAAAUCCUUUGUUUCAUGCACUUUCAAAUAGUUUGAAGGCGAUUCGAUGCUGCAAAGUGUUCCUGUACAUCGUAGAUAGAAUUAUAUUUUGUAGCCUAUGGAUGUUGUAGUUUGAAGGACCAAAGGGUUGUCGACCGCAUGUCUGGUGCUCAUUGGAAUUAAAGUUUAUUUUGUAGUUUA